AACAAUCAAUCUCAACAAAACAACAAUUUGCAACAAACUGUUUUACAAUUAAAUAAUUCUCAACAAGAAAGAUAUACUGUUGCUCAACAAUUUCUUGAAACAACAAAUAAUCAAGUUAAUAUUGAAAAGCAAAAGAAUCAAAAUAGUAGAAUUAAUCAAAGUUUUAUAACAAAGCCAAAAGAAAAUAUUACUUCUACUCAAACAAAUAAUCAACAAAAAUCGGAUUCAAUUCAAGAAGAAACCAAUACUUCUACUCAAACAAUUAAAGCAUUACAAGAACUUGAACAAUUUUUAACUGAAUGGAAAAAUAGCCCGACCCAAAAAAAAUCUUUACAAGUAAUUCAAGACCAAUUAACUUUAAAGAUUAAUGAAACUGAAAUAGUAGGAACUUCAACUGAAGAAUUUGUUAAUCAAAUUCCUACAAGUUUCGUUAACAAUGAGUUACUAUUUGAAGAAUUUAUUAAUGAUCAAACCUGGGAUAAAGUUUUAACUGAAGACCUUUUAGAUACUAACCAAGAACAAUCAUUAGACCAUGACCAAAAUAACAGA
This is a messenger RNA of Ambispora leptoticha, 549 nucleotides long. NCBI's taxonomy places the organism in Eukaryota, Fungi, Glomeromycota, Glomeromycetes, Archaeosporales, Ambisporaceae. The record is from the annotation of a GenBank genome assembly.